CGAUAAUAACAAUACGCUGACUGAAAUAAACUACCUGUGCAUGCAAAUCAAUACAAUAUUGUUGCACCGUGGAUGCGAGAACAGAUGGUAGAUCUUGUUUGUUGGUACGGCUGGGAAUAAAAUGCUGAAAGUUUCUACGACAAUCGAUUAUACACGGGAAAUGCAUCAUUUAAAUAUUCAUGUACUGGCAUAAGUUUUCUGGCUUGUUGAUUAUACAAACCUCAUAAUUACCACCUCGGAAGUCAUGACGGGUUCGCGACAGUUUUUGUUGAUAGCGGGCUCGUUAACUAUUUUGCUGAGCAGUGACGGCGUUUGGACCUUAAAAUGCUAUCAUCAGUCGGAGUUGGACGGCGCAAAGCAUAAUUCAUCACAACCCGAUUGCGGGCCUAUCGACAAUCCCACGUGCGUUAAGGUCACCACAACCACGAACGGCAAUGUCGUUACUGCGAGAGCUUGCACAAGUCAUACUAACGAAAUGAAAUGCUCUGCGGAGAAAACAGCCGGGCUGACCAUGGAGAGUUGCUUUUGCAACAGCGAUUUCUGCAACGUCGCGUCGACCAGUACCGGUUUGGUUCCGCCCCUAAUAUUCGGAUUUGUCGCUUUUUCAUGUAAUUAGAUUGCCUUUUCUGCUUUCUUUCUUUAAGUAGAGAGACUCAUAAGCGUGCACAGUAUUAAGGCGGAUAAAAGUUAUCCAAGUGGUUCAACAUAUUGUCCAAGUGGUUCAACAGGUAGCGUCCUAAUUGUUCUGAACAACUUACCAUGAACGCAGAAUGACCGCGCACAUUAUUAGAAGCUGGCACACACUGAUUUUACUGUUCUUCUUCUUUUGUUCGUACGAGACUUUCUAAUAACUAAGGCCGGCGAUCUGGCCACACAGUGCACCGGUGUUUCUCGAUUGUGGUAC
Molecule: messenger RNA, 904 nt
Organism: Paramacrobiotus metropolitanus
Lineage: Eukaryota; Metazoa; Tardigrada; Eutardigrada; Parachela; Macrobiotidae
Exons: 3
Coding region: 245-616 (123 amino acids)
Biological process (GO): sleep; regulation of synaptic transmission, cholinergic; positive regulation of voltage-gated potassium channel activity
Source: RefSeq, a predicted model, not a curated record